Molecule: messenger RNA, 1402 nt
Organism: Dichomitus squalens LYAD-421 SS1
Lineage: Eukaryota; Fungi; Basidiomycota; Agaricomycetes; Polyporales; Polyporaceae
Product: alpha/beta-hydrolase
Exons: 5
Coding region: 49-1323 (424 amino acids)
Biological process (GO): macroautophagy; neutral lipid catabolic process; multivesicular body membrane disassembly
Molecular function (GO): glycerophospholipase activity
Source: RefSeq, a predicted model, not a curated record
CGUGCUUGCAGCCUUGGAUCAGCUCGGGGACUAUGAUCAUCCCGCUCAAUGCUCUUCUCGACGGUGACCAGCUGGAUUGCAUCCUUCCUCGCCGUCUCAACGUCUCUUCAUGACAGGACGCCGCUGUACCCACGACCCGAAGCGGCAGCGCCAACAGCCCCUCUAAACUUCGAGCUGCGCCAUCUCCAUGCUACUUCCUCCGAUGGGAGAAUACUCUUCCAAGACGUACAGAAGUCUGGUAUUGACGCGCUCGCGCUGACUGGGGAGCCGACGAGCUAUUCGUUACGAUCGCGACGCGUGAAGGCACACCGGCCGACUUCCAUUGAUGCCUUCCACAAGGCCCGGCUGCGCUCCAUGCGCUUCCAGCAGAGCGAGGCAAUAGACUGGGAUGAGAUUGAUGUAGAAGGGCCCGAUGUUGAAGAUAGGGAGACCUUGCUGCUACUGGCAAAGAUGACAAACAACGCGUAUCUCAUGCCGGAUGAGGAGGGAUGGUAUCCAUUGGGUGACCGUUGGAAUGUGAGCUACCCUUUUGGAUGGGAGCCUGACGACGACGGCUUUCGCGGGCACGUCUUCGCGACGCCCGAUAACUCCACGGUCGUCCUCUCCAUCAAGGGCACCUCUGCCACUUUCAUUGGUGGGGGCGGCCCAACCGCGAAGAAAGACAAGUUCAACGACAACCUCCUCUUCAGCUGCUGUUGCGCACGCGUGGAUUGGACAUGGACGACUGUGUGCAAUUGCUACCGCGGGGGAUGGAAGUGCGACCAAGACUGCUUAGAGGACGCGCUAGUAGAGGAGAGUCUGUUCUAUCCUAUAGGAACUAAUUUGUACAACAAUCUCACAUACCUAUACCCCGACUCAACCAUCUGGAUGACCGGCCACUCACUCGGCGGCGCUCUCGCGUCGCUCCUGGGUGUCACCUUUGGCACGCCAACACUCGCCAUUGAGGCCCCCGGCGAGAAGAUGGCCUCCCGCCGCCUACACCUUCCCUCCCCCCCUGAUGUCCAGCAUGUCACCCACCUCUACCACACCGCGGACCCGAUUGCAAUGGGCACCUGCAAUGGGGUGCUGUCUUCGUGCGCGUUGGGCGGGUACGCGAUGGAGAGCAAGUGCCACUUAGGCCGGUCGAUCGUGUACGACACCGUGUCGAAUCUCUCGUGGUCGGUCGACAUCCGGACGCACACGAUCGUAAACGUUAUUGAGAAGCUCCUGGCGAAACCGUGGCCGCCAGCGAUCGACCAGGGGCGCGAGGUGCCCGAGGCAAUGUCGGAAGAUGACUGUAUGGAGUGUUACAGUUGGGACUUUGGAAACUACCCAGCGAAGUAGUCUCUCGCACUGGUAGAGGAGUGUCUUAGAUAUCAUUAAUGUGUAGUGCUCAAUGACCAGCAACUACGAUCUCUAUGGA